AUGAAUGCAAGUGGUAAUUUUUUGGCACCUGCAUUUAUAUUUCCUAGAAAGAGGAUAAAACCGGAAUUAAUGGAUAAUGCGCCCAGUGGAAGUCCAGCCCUUCCCCAAGAUAAAGGUUGGAUGAAUCGAGAUGUGUUUUUACACUAUAUGCACUACUUUGUUGAGCAAACAAGGCCGUCAAAAGAAAGAUCAAUUCUUAUUAUUUUAGACGGCCAUAGUUCUCAUACAAAAAGUUUGAAUGUUAUAGACUUUUGGCGUGCUUAUGGAGUUAUUCUGUUGUGCCUACCGCCCCGCUGUACACACAAAAUUCAACCGUUGGAUGUAUCGUAUUUCAAAUCUGUUAUGACCUAUUACGAUACGUACCUUUCCAGAUGGUUGAAAAAUCAUUGUGGUCGCACUUUCGGGCUCUAUCAAAUUGCAGGAGCUGUUUCAGAAGCCUUUGAAAAAUCAGCAAAUGUUCAAACUGCUGUGAAUGGGUUCAGAAGAACAGGUAUCUGGCCGUUCAAUGCCGAUGUAUUCGAAGAUUGGGAAUUUGCCGCUGCAGAAACAACUAACACUGAAGUAGAUCCAUAUCAAAACCCCUCUACCUCCAGAAAAGACACUAUUUCACAAUCUUCGGAAAAUGGUCAAAACAACGAGAGUAGCUCAGAAGAUAAACUUCCGCUAGUAGCCUUGGUUGCUUCGCGGAAAAAGGAAAUCCUUCCAGAUAACAACUCUUCUCCGUCUAAAGUAAAAAUUAUUGACAUCAGUCCUUUACCGAUAGCUAAAGACAAACGAAAAAAACAAACAGCUAGGAGAUCAUUGAAGUCUACUAUUUUAACAGAGUCCCCAUACAAAAACCAACUGGAGGCCCAGCAGACGCCAAAAAGUCAAGCUUUAAGGGUGGUCAGGACAGUGGGCCAGGCCUUCGAGGUGUGCCAUAAACUAUCCAUAGGGGCUCCAGAGGAUAACCUGGACGACGAGCAGGAGACCACUGUGACGCAGGACUUGCUCAGCGAUCGGCUGAGCGAUGUAGCCAGUGACAAGCCCAAAAAAG
Molecule: messenger RNA, 1036 nt
Organism: Sitophilus oryzae (rice weevil)
Lineage: Eukaryota; Metazoa; Arthropoda; Insecta; Coleoptera; Curculionidae
Exons: 2
Cellular component (GO): nucleus
Molecular function (GO): DNA binding
Source: RefSeq, a predicted model, not a curated record